This is a messenger RNA of Cuscuta epithymum, 10700 nucleotides long. The record is from the annotation of a GenBank genome assembly. NCBI's taxonomy places the organism in Eukaryota, Viridiplantae, Streptophyta, Magnoliopsida, Solanales, Convolvulaceae.
UCAAGCACGGCAGCAAAUCAGUCGGUACAAACAAAUUAACGAAUAUUCAGUAGGGUUAGGCGGUUAGCGGUUGGGGACUUGGCGAGCACGAGCACGAGCCCACUGGUUAUUCAGUCGGCGUCGCUUAGUCUACUGUCCACUAAGCCUCACUAUUUAAAAAUUCCAGGAAUCCUGGCUGGGGAAUAUCAGGAGCCCCAAUUGCAACUAGACAUCAAGCAUGGGCAUCCCCCAAUUCAUUCCAGCAAGUAAGCUUUAUCGGCAUAAUAAGCUUUCGUGGAUUAUUAUCAAGCACUUAUCAUCAGCAUCACGCAAUAAUACUAAACUCACAAAAAUUGUACACCCCACAAGCUCCCAUCUUUCAAUCACUAGCAAGGCUCUCCUGGAAUAUGUGGUUUCUUCUCAAUGGCAAUUCAUCGAACAGGUUUUGCCCCAUAUCACGCCCUCCUUGGUCUCGUCUACCCUUUUCGAUCUCCGCUCAUCCCCGGACCACAUUUUCCAGUUCACGCAAAAGCUCACCUCCGAUUGUCUCGACAUCAACUGUUAUUGCCUCGCCAUCUCAAUACUUUCUCGCCUUCCAUCCCCUCGUCAUGCACUGCAGCUCCUCAAGCAAGCAGUCAGUUCUCGUAUUGCGACUCAAGGAGAGAUUUUUCAUGGGCUGAUGAGUGCUCGAGAGAAACUGCAGUUGAAGAGUACAAUAUCAUUGGAUUUUCUUGUACAGGCACUUUGUGAGUUGAAGAGGUGUGACGAGGCGUUGAAGUGCUUUUACUUGAUCACAGAGAAGGGAAUUUUGCCAAAUGUUGUGACUUGUAAUGCGUUAUUGAGUUCAUUGCUCAAGUGUAAUAGGAUGGAAUCAGCUUGGGACGUGUUCGGCCAGAUGUAUAGGUUGGGGAUUAGUCCAAAUCGCUACACAUUUAAUAUAAUGAUCAAUGUACUGUGUAAAGAAGGGAAAUUGAUGAAGGCCAGACAGUUUGCUGAACAGAUGGAUGGAUUAGGGUUCAAGCCAGACAUCAUUACGUAUAAUACUUUAAUACAUGGGCAUUGUUUUAGGGGUGAUCUCAAAGGAGCAAGUGAACUUAUGGAGGCAAUGAGGGAUAAAGGGGUUAAACCAGAUGCAUACACUUACAACUCUCUUAUCAGUGGGUUGACAAAAGAGGGUAAAUUUGAGAAGGCUUCUGAUAUCAUCAAGAAAAUGGAUGAAUAUGGCUUUGUCCAGACAGCUGUGACUUACAAUACUAUAAUUAGUAUGUACUGUAAUAAUGGGGAUCUAGAAAGGGCAUUUUCUACCAAGGAUGAUAUGGUCAAGAGGGGGAUAAUUCCCACUGUAACCACCUAUAAUAUGUUGAUUCAAGGUUUGAUUCUGGAAGGGAGGGUGACAGAAGGUAAAAAUUUAAUGAAAGAAAUGAGACAAAAAGGGAUGGUUCCUGACGUUAUUACGUAUAACACAUUGAUGAAUGGCCAUUCCAGGGCAGGGAAGGCAAAAGAGGCUCUAAGUCUCCAUGAUGAAAUGUUGACCACAGGUAUUGAGCCUACACUUAUUACUUACACUUCACUUGUUUAUGUACUGGGCAAGAGGAACAGAAUGAGUGAGGCAGAUGACUUGUUUGCAAAAAUGAUACAGAGAGGAAUUCUCCCAGACCUUAUAAUGUUUAAUACAUUAAUUGACGGCCAUUGUUCUAAUGGAAAUAUCGAGCGUGCAAUUUUGAUUUUAAAGGAGAUGGAUAGGAUGACGGUUAGUCCAGAUGAGGUCACCUACAACACUUUAAUGCAUAGGUAUUGUAGGGAAGGUAAAGUUGAAGAAGCAUGUAAACUUUUGGAUGAGAUGAAGAAGCGAGGCAUCAAACCAGACGUCAUUAGCUAUAAUACACUAAUCAGUGGGUAUUGUCGAAAAGGUGACAUGGAGGAUGCUUUUAGAGUUAGAGAUGUGAUGCUUAGUCUGGGAUUUAGCCCAACCCUCUUGACCUACAAUGCCCUUAUACAGGGGUUGUGUAAAACCAAGCAAGGUGAGGCCGCGGAGGAACUUCUCAAAGAAAUGGUUAGCAAAGGCAUUAAGCCCAACGACGACACAUAUCUUUUUUUAAUUGAAGGAAUUGGGGAUGUUGAUUCUUUCUUGGGGAAAGAAAACCCAUCAGAUAAUCGUAUGAUACAAACAGCAAACAUCUAAUGUGGGAAUGCCAAAGCCUCUAUAGGUUUCUUAUAGGCAGUGCAGCGAACUCCAACAUUCUUCAAGCACCAGAGGGAAUACUCAUGAUGGUACUUUUUGUUUUGAGAAAACUAGAAAAGCCAUUUGGUAGUGGAUCUUUAAAGUGCUUUCAAUCACUAUCUUUACGAGGGGUUUAAACGUCUACUCGAAUAAUGCAAUCAGUGGAGGAAUCAGUAGCGAUGGAUGCACUAAAGAAUCCAAACAAAUCCACUAAGCAGUUGCACCUUCCGCAACAUUUUCUUCCAAAUGUCACAUGACAGGUGAAUUUAUUAUUUGCUAACUUAGUCUUACACUCUUUUACUUAAUGAGAUGACUUUUCUUUAUUAGUUUUUUUAGUCUCUCUUUGUGCGAUUUCCAUACAACCCAUUGUUGAUACGUGUAUUCAUAUGCUAAUGGUUUUCUAUUUGUUUGUUUCAAAGCUCUAAAUCUGAAUUUCAUUCAGUUUUUAUCCAAAAUCCUAUGUUAAAAGUUUUAUUUGAAGUGAAUGAUUGAUAUUAGGUUAUUCCAAUGUUCUACUGUGAUUCUGUGAAUAGAGAUGAAUAGGUGUAGGUUGCAUUAUAGAUUAACCAGCCACAUUUAUUGGGCCAAUAUGUCGACUGUUAAGUGUUAAAAAAAACCACAUGUUGUCGUUGAGGAACUAAGCUUUUUCCUCGACCAGAUGGAGAGAAGAUCCACCGUGGGAAGAACUAGAGAGUAGAGACGUAUAAAUGUGACUGAUGAUUUGGUGUUAAUUUUUAAAUAAAUUUUCUAAUUUUCCUUUGGGCUAAUUUUUUUUUCUUUCUAUUUCUUAAGUUUCAUAUGCUGGUGUUUUACAUAUUUUGCUAAUGUUUUAUCAUUUAAAAGGCUGAACUAUUUAAAAAGACACAAGUUACUAUUGGUUAGAUGAUUACCUGCCACUUUAGUCAUGGUGCCACAAAAUAUGAUUUAAGUUUAGGUAGAAAGAGCUAGAUACAUACUUCCUCCGUAUUUUAAAGUUGGGAAAAAAAACGCGUUGAGAAAACACUCUCGUCUCUCACUAGGAUUUUCUCGAACCCCUGGGUCGAGAAUUUUUUAGGUUGCGCGUGGAUCCAACAGAUUAAGCUACAAAUUUCUUCUUGUUGCUAGCUCGUAAUUCACUACUCCAUCUUAUCUUUGGUUUAGAUUUGAGGGAAAUCGAAGUUACAGCUGAAACGAAGAAAUAAUUGAACUUAGAGCUCGCAGAAUCUACUGUUCACCACUUUAUGAUUUCUGCUGAAUAAUCAAACUCCGACGACUGUUUUUGGAUUUAAGGAAUCGAUUGGGGGUCGCCACCUCCUGGCGAACCUCCCGGUACCUGUACCGUAUCCCAAUUCAUCCUAAGGCGCUAGAACUGAAAGAUCCGUUGAGAAGACCAUUGUUUUGGGUUUUCUCAGAUUUUUUGAACUUCUACUGAUUAAUACCAAAUUAAAAGCUCAUCUGUGAAGCCUCAACUAGACGAACAAUUUGGUACCUGAUUGGAGCCAAAUGAGUAAGAACACUGGAAAUCGAGCACUAUUCAUCAAUACGCAGAUUUGGUGAUUUUCUGUAUUGUUCUUCAUCUGGAGAUAACUUGGAAUUCUGAAGCUUUAAUUGGUCUCAGGGGACUGUAACGAAGCUAAGUAUACGUUUCCCCAUUUAAUUUGAGCACUCUGGUUCUGCGUUUUUACUGUUCAUCUUCUUCACUGCUUGACAGUUUUCUAGAACUAGUUAAACUUUUUCUGGGAUUGUUCUGGGUAUUGUUUUUGAUAGCGGUUAAUUUCUGAGAGCUUCUUAUCACUUGAGGAACGUCCUAGAAUUCUUUGAGACUUUUCUAAAAACUUUGAAAAAUUAAAGUUGGGUCUUGAUUUUCUCUGAAAAUACACCUAUUUUCAGAUACUGCUGAACGUUGUACCUGUGUCUUGCUUUAGAUACUUGCUUCUUUUUUCGAACUAACAAUGCAGGUAAGCUUAUCAAACUAAGAGGUGUACCUCUUAGUUUACUGAGAUUUUCUGGGGAGCUCUUGUUCUGCAUAUUCUUUAAUAUGACAAAAAAGAACAAACAACAGAGAACCCCACCUGCUAAAGACAAGUUAUUCGAUGAAAAAAUCAAGUACCUGAACGAAAAGAAAGCUGCUAAGGCCGCACUUCAGGCUGAGAAGAUGAUUAAGAAAGGUAUAUUCAAUGAGGUUUUACCUAUUGAUGCCCCUGUUAUCUCCUCAAACUCCACCGAAGCCACUGAAGGGCUGGGACUUGAAGCAAAUGUUGAGGUAUCAACUGCGGGGGGAGGACUGGAUGCUAAUGCUGUGGAUCCUAGAUCACCCCAAACUGCUGCCAAUGAUAAGGAGGAUGCUCCUCCUACUUUGGGGGCUACCCCAAUUGAGAUUAUGGACAAUAUUACACCUGCUAAUGUUGGGGCUGUAAAUGCUGAGGCCUCUAAAGUGGAUGAUGUUGCUGAUGUUAAUGCUUUGGAUAUGACGGAUUCUAGUGCUGGUGCACCACUCAUUGCUGGAGAUAACGAGAAUGAUGGUGCCUCUUCUUCAAAGGCCAAGACACCAAAUGUUGCUGGGGUUAAUCCAACCACCCCUGCACCUAAUAUUAUCACUGCUGAGGCAUCCCAGGGGUCGGGUGUUGUUGGGUCUUAUGCAGAAGCUUUACGUGGGACAGGCUCCUCUAAUGCCGCGGACCAGUUGGAGUUAUCUUUAAAGCCAACAAAGCCUAUCAUAGAAACUGAUGAUGAAUUAGGGAGAUCAAUUUCCUUGGGAUCCCAGGACACAAUUCUUCCAAUUGCAAAACUUCCAAAAAAUGGUGGUCAACCUAAGAAGUGGAAUGCACUUUUCCAUGAUAACCGAGCACCAACAAAUGGCCUCAAAUUGGAGUACUUCCCUCCUACCGGUGAAAUACUCGAUUUUUCUCAUCUAAAGGUACCUACUUUGGUAGAAAUUUGGGGUCACUGCCUGGUUGGAUAUUUUUCUGGUAGAUUCCCGGGCUUGAAAGCUAUUCAUGAUAUGACGGCCAAGUGGAAUGUGGAGGUUCAUGUGAAAUCCCAUAGCAAAGGGUGGGUAAUUUUCAAAUUCAAGAGUGAAGAGGAUCGAUUACAUGUAUUAGCCGAAGGACCCUAUGUGCUAUUCGGGAAGACUAUGUACCUCAAAGAGCUCUCCGAUGAUUUUUCAACCAAUGGGGAGGAAUUCCUAAAACUGCCAAUUUGGAUAAAAUUCCCUAGACUGUCUAUGAGACUUUGGAAAGCAAAAGAAAUAGGUAUGAUAGCAUCUCAAGUGGGAAUACCUAUCACAACCGACAAGGUCACUCAAGAUACGGUCUACCCCCAUUUUGCGCGUGUACUUAUUGAGGUUGAUGUUUCUAAACCCCCGGUGAUGCAAUUUCCAAUUAUUCCACCGUCGGGUAAAGAAUACAUGCAACAAGUGAUUUAUGAGACUUUUCCGGAAUAUUGUUUCCAUUGUAAAAAAUAUGGUCACCACUGUUUUACAUGCUUGAUUCUUAAUCCACCUAAGGAAAAGACUACAAGGAAGCCUACUGCCAAAGAAAAAGGAAAGGGGGCUGCCACCCCUAUUGAUGUUGCUGAUCCCCCAUUUGAUAUUGUGAACCGGAAUAAGAGCAAAGGAGUCUAUGUGAGAAGGGUACCACUGGGAAAUGAUGGCGCUUCUACAUCUAAACUUACUGGACCACAUCAACAAGCUACUGGAAUGGACCCAUCCACUGAGGCCGAGCCUACUGCCAACGAAUCUGAUGCGCUGGCUGUCAUCCCUGAGCUAUCUGUCGAGACUGAUCCUAUAUUUGAAUGGGAAGGGAGGCUGAUUACGAGUGUACAUGAGCUAGAACCAGAUGAUAUAGUCAACAAAUUUAUAACAAAGGAAGAUGGUGCACAUAUUGCUUAUGUUAAAAAGAGGCACCAAAUAAAGAGCUUUAUUCCGGUGGCGAGGCUGGGCAAGAACUAUCAAAGGGUGCAGAAUCUGGAUGCCCCAGCUUUAUCAUUCACUGACCCAUGUUUGGUUGGGCUUCCUGGAGUGAGGCGAACUAGAUCCUGGUAUGCAUUUAAUAGAGAAGUCUUUUUUCUUAAUGUUGCUAGUUUUUUUGAUGUGCAGGCGAAACACAAUGUAAAUUUCCUACAUAAUAAGGAAAUCUCCGCCCUUGAGCAAACUGCCAUCACUGAACCAGUAAACAUGGAGGUUGCCAACUGUCCGCCUAAAGCAGCCUAUGUGGAAUCCCGUGGUGACAAAGCUUUCAACGAGGGGAAAGGGUACCUUGUUACGAAUAUGUAUGAGAUGGGGAUUGACGACGUUGUAACCAUGGUCCUCUUGGACGAAAAGAACAGGACAAUUGCGUACGCAUGGGCACCGGAAGAAGUCCCAAAGGGCGUGACAACGGUUAAAAUAGGGGCAAAUCUGGAAUCGGUUCCCUUUGAUGAAACCGGAAUAACGUUCACCGAGGACUAUCUCCUUAGCUGCCCCGAAGUUAAAAAGAAUGGAGAAUGGUAUGAUUUCGAUAAACCUACCUUUAUUCAACGUGUUCUUUCCUUCUUUGAUGCUAGCCAGGAAAGGAACAAGAAAUAUCUUAAGGAGAUGCGAAGAAGAGCUAGGAAGGAAAAGAAGGACAAAGGAGGGAUAGACCCGGAAGAUGUGUCUUAUACAUCGGACUUCUAUCUCACUUGAGGUGAUGGGUAUGAUUCAGUAGUCCUUACUUUUGAAUGUUAAUUAAAAUUGCAUCCUGGAAUAUUAGAGGGUUGAAAAAACCCUCUAAGCAUAGUGUUAUUAAUAAUUUUAUUAAGAGUAAUCAUAUUACUCUUUGUUGUUUUUUAGAGACAAAAAUGAACCCGGUUAGUUUUAAAAAUUAUGUCUCUAAUAGGUGGCCGGGGUGGUCGCAUGAAACUAAUUUUGAAACUAUUAACGGUGGGCGUAUGGGCAUUAUGUGGGACCCUAAUUUUGUGAGUUGCUCGUUUUUGGAAAUUGACAAACAAUAUAUGCAUGUCAAAUGCACAUGUCGGGUCACCCAAAUCACCUUAUAUGCUACUUUUGUUUAUCCAUUAUAUACUGUAUUAGAACGCAAGGUUCUUUGGGAUCACUUAACGGAUUUGGGGAUUCAUAUUAUAGAUCCUUGGGUUAUUAGUGGUGAUUUUAAUUGUGUUUGUUCGCCAAAUGAGAGGGUGAGUCCAACCCCCCCCUCGGCUUACAUAAUGCAACAUUUGGGUGAUUUUAUGGUCUCGGCCAACCUACAAGAUGCUCCAUCCACGGGUGUUUUCUACACGUGGAAUAGGGGUACUCUUUGGGCUAAGCUUGACCGAGUAUUAAUAAAUGAUGUUUGGGGACAAAAUGGCUUUGGGUGUAAGGUUCAUUUUUAUGAUAUUGAGGUGGAGUUUGAUCAUUCGGCCUCCGUUUUUUCUAUACUCCAUAGUUCCUCCCCUAAGCCCAAGCCAUUUAAAUUCUUCAACAUGUGGAUAAUGCAUCAUGACUUUGCUAACCUAGUUGCGCAGGUUUGGCACCAAAGGUUUGAAGGUUCGGCCCAGUACACUAUAGUUAAAAAACUAAAAAUAUUAAAAGGGCCUCUCAAGAAAUUAAAUGACAGGGAAUUUGGGCACAUCUCUAGCAAAGCUAAAGCGGCCAAAGAGGACUUCAUGAGGAUGCAAAACCUUGUGCUCCAAUCUCCAUCGGAUGUUGAACUCCUACGCCAAUUGAAGGAAAAAAGGGCUUGGGCUACAUUCCUUAGUGAAGCGGAAACAAGCUUUUACCAACAAAAGGCAAAGGCUAACCACAUCUUGGAAGCGGACAAAGGCACUAGGUACUUUCAUGCAAUCGUGAAAAGGAAGGCAACACGGAAUGCAAUAUCCGCUAUUACUCUGGAGGAUGGUAGUCUUACUACAUCUUUAGAGCAAGUUGGAGAUGAAUUUGUAAAGUUUUUUGUGGAUUUGUUUGGUACAGGUACUGAAGGCCAUCCUUUGGAUCCCACGGUUUUGGGAUCUGGUCCAUUGGUGGGAAGUAGUGCUCAUGAGAGCCUCCUUGCGCCAGUUGAGACGAUAGAGAUUAAAAAUGCUCUAUUUGACAUCGGCAAUGACAAGGCACCAGGACCGGAUGGUUAUUCUUCUGCUUUUUUUAAGUCUAAUUGGGAACUUAUUGGGCAUGACAUAGUCCGGGCCAUCAAAGAGUUCUUUCGUUCGGGUAAGUUACUUAAGCAAAUUAACCACACGGUUAUUGCACUUAUCCCCAAAACAGACCACUCACCGAAGGUCUCAGACUAUAGACCAAUCUCUUGCACGAAUGUCUUGUAUAAAAUCAUCACAAAAAUCCUAGCGGCUAGACUUAGUCAAUGCCUUCCCGGCUUGAUUGACCUAGCCCAAGGUGCUUUUGUUGAUGGACGCCUCAUGUUUGAUAACAUUUUUCUUGCACAAGAACUCGUUAGAGGAUACAUGAGGAAGCGAAUCUCACCAAGAUGCAUGAUCAAGGUGGAUUUGCGUAAGGCUUAUGAUACGAUCUCAUGGAAUUUUCUUGAGGGAGUCCUAAGAGGGUUGGACUUCCCCGAUAGAUUUAUUGGGUGGAUUAUGGAGUGUGUAACCACGGCUUCAUUUUCCAUAUCUUUGAAUGGAUGUUUGUAUGGCUAUUUUAAGGGCAAAAGAGGUAUUCGCCAAGGGGAUCCAAUGUCUCCGCUUCUUUUUGUGCUUUGUCUUGAAUAUUUUUCACGAUUGAUUAAUUUAAAAACCAAAGGGCCGAACUUUAAUUUUCAUCCCCAAUGUGCGAAGCUUGGCAUUACCCACUUGGCCUAUGCGGAUGACCUAAUACUUUUCUCACGAGGCGACACGUAUUCUAUAGAAAUACUUGUCAAUGCCCUUAAAGAGUUUGGGGACGCAUCGGGCCUAAUGGUUAACCACAAUAAAUCUAACAUUUUUGUGGGGGGUGUUAAUGAUAAUGAUCUGGAUGAGAUUAUGGCCCUUGUGGACUUUGGGCGUGGGACGUUCCCGGUAAAAUACCUUGGAAUACCACUUGCCCCGUUAAAGGUUUCGGUGGCUCAAUAUGCGCCCCUGAUUUCUACUAUCUCUGACUUCUUGAAAGCUUGGAAUACUAAGACUUUAUCCUAUGCCGGGAAACUAGAGUUGAUUAGAUCGGUGAUCCAAGGGGUCCAAUCUUUUUGGCUACAAGUGUUUCCGGUCCCCCAAACUAUUUUAGAUAGGAUAGUCUCUAUAUGUAGAGUCUUCUUAUGGGGUGGAAAGUUCUCUAAAGUGGCUUGGGAUGACAUUUGUCUUCCAAAAGAGGAGGGGGGCCUUGGCAUUCAUAAUGCCAAGGUUUGGAACCAUGCCCUCCUAUCUCGAACACUUUGGGACGUCCAUAAGAAAAAGGAUACACUAUGGGUGAGAUGGGUCAAUGGGGUCUAUCUCAAAGGUAGGAGUGUGUGGGAUUUUGUUCCACGCAAUCGUGACUCAAUGUUCAUGAAGAAAUUGAGUCACAUCCGAGACCAAAUCAAGAGAUGUUUUAACAACCUAAAUGAUACCAUAAUGGGUCUAAAUGCUAGAUCCGAGAAUGGGAAACUAGUAUCGGGUAAGAUAUAUGAACUUUUGAGAACUAAAGGGACGGUUCGAGCUUGUAUGAGUUUCAUAUGGAAAUCUUAUAUCCCUCCCAAAUUCUCGUUUAAUGUUUGGCUUGCCUUGCGUAACAGGUUACCUACACAGGAUAACCUCAGUUACUUGCAUAUUGUUAACCGAUGUGACCUUUGUAAGGGUGGCUUGGAAACAAUGCCACACCUCUUCUUUCUUUGUCCUUACACUUGUAGGGUUUGGGAGCAUAUUAAAGACUGGUUGGGAUUAACAAGGGAGAUGUCCACACUCAAUAGCUCAGUCAAAUGGAUUUUGAAGAAUCAUAAAGGAUCGAAGAUCAAAGGGAAAGCUGCUCGUAUUGCCUUUUGUGCCACGGUCUAUUACCUUUGGCACGCUAGGAAUGCCAACCGAUUUGACGAAGCGGAUGUGAAGGAGGAGGAGACCAUUGCGAAAAUCAAGCAUGUGGUAUAUAAGAUACUAUUCAGUAUAUAUCCACAUGACUUGGUUAAAUUUUGAAGAAGGCAAAUGCAUGGAUAUUUUGGAUGCCGAGGUUUGAAGUUAAUUGACACUGCCACAUGGACACUUGUAUGUCGCGGCAUGGACCUUUUGGAUGCCGCGGCUUGGACAAUUCGGACACCAAGGCAUGGACAUCUUGGAUGCCACGUCAUGAGGUAGCGUCUUGGACGGGGGGUGUUUGCUACCACCUUUGUAUUUCUUUUAACUUUUGAACUUCUGCUCUAGUUGCUUACUUAAGUAGCACGGAUGUAUGUUUGAUUUUUUGAUUGGCAAGUAUUUAUGCUUGGUCCUUUUGGUGUGGAUUAGAUCGAGAAAAAAAAAAACCUCUCUUCACCCUCACAUUAUGUGGAGGUGGGGGGGUUUUAGGAAAUCUAGGACACUUGAUGUAUAGUUUUUUUCUGGGUAUUAAUAUACAUUUACAUUUCAUCCAAAAAAAAAAAUAAAGUUGGGAAAGUUUUCAAAAUAGGACUAAAAC